AUGACAUUAUUCCCAUUGUUGUUUCUGUCUGCUGUGUUACCCUCAUCCCUUCUUCAAGACGACUAUGAGUUAUGGAAUGAAAAUUUUGAGAAUUUGUCAACGACUAGAGAGUCAGUCCAAGAAGAGAUUGUAAACAAGCACAACCAACUGAGAAGAAUGGUUUCUCCCCCUGGUAGUGACUUACUAAAGAUGCAAUGGAGCAAUGAUGCCCGAGUGAAUGCACAGAGGUGGGCAAACCAGUGCACUUAUGAACACAGUCCUCCAGAAGCCAGGACCACCAACAUAAGAUGUGGUGAAAAUAUCUUUAUGUCAAGUUACCCAGCAUCAUGGUCUCAUGCAAUCCAAAGCUGGUAUGAUGAAGUCAAUGAUUUCAGCUUUGGUUCAGGUCCAAAUAGAACUGAUGCAGUAGUUGGACAUUAUACUCAGGUUGUUUGGAAUACAUCUUUCCAAGUUGCAUGUGGAGUUGCUAAAUGCCCUGACCAAUCACUGAAAUUCUUGUAUGUUUGUCAAUAUUGCCCUCCUGGUAAUUUUGUAGGAAGGCAAUACAUCCCUUACACAGUGGGAGAACCAUGUGCCCUUUGUCCUGAUCACUGUGAAGAUGGACUAUGCACAAAUAGUUGUGAAUAUGAAGAUAUGUAUUCUAACUGUGCAGAUUUGAAGACUUCACUAACCUGUGACUAUCCAAUGGUUAAACAAAACUGCAAUGCUACAUGCAACUGUGAAGGCAAAAUUCAUUAA
Molecule: messenger RNA, 738 nt
Organism: Onychomys torridus (southern grasshopper mouse)
Lineage: Eukaryota; Metazoa; Chordata; Mammalia; Rodentia; Cricetidae
Product: cysteine-rich secretory protein 1-like
Exons: 7
Coding region: 1-738 (245 amino acids)
Cellular component (GO): extracellular region
Source: RefSeq, a predicted model, not a curated record